Molecule: messenger RNA, 2517 nt
Organism: Aspergillus affinis
Lineage: Eukaryota; Fungi; Ascomycota; Eurotiomycetes; Eurotiales; Aspergillaceae
Exons: 1
Coding region: 1-2517 (838 amino acids)
Source: RefSeq, a predicted model, not a curated record
AUGCGCCCGGCUCUCCUCCGACUCCUGAAGAGGCCGUCAGCUCUCUCGGUGCUUGACUCUCUCGUUUCGGUCCCUCUUGGAAUCGAGGAGCUGGAAUCCAAAUAUAAGAGCGAAUACCUGCGGUAUCAUUCGCGGGCUACGGCGGGUAGGAAUGAGAACCAGGGAGUCGAUCACGACCAAUCCGACGAUCACAAACUUCGGACGCAAUCAUCGCCGUGGCCCUCCAGUUUCCGCGUGUACGAUAUCAAAUCACCACAGAGCGAAGCGACAGAUGGCCGUGAUCGGACAAGACAGCCCGAGUUGUCAACAACAUCAACCAUCAAGCCGACGCGAGAGGUGGGAUUACAGUUGGGGAAAUUAGAGUACGAGUCUGACAUUGGACAUACGGAUGGCAUUGGGACACGCUUGGUGGACGAUCCGGCCCGUCGGCAUGAUUUUGCUCUGUGGGAAGAACUUCUUCGCUAUCGACAGCGGCAUUAUGGGGAUAAAGGCACGCAAGAUAUCUGGGAGGGCUUGAUGGUGCGGGUGGAGGGUGUCCAGCUGCCUGUCAAGGGUGAACGGGCAAACUUUUUUUGGCAGAGCUUCGUGGACUUGGCCUUAAAGCGACCAAUUAUACUGAACGAGCUGGUCAAUUACGCAUUUCGUCUAUGGGAGGAAACCGGAAACCGCUGGGAUAGGCUCUAUGAGGCCGUUGUUGGGGGGUUGAUUGCCCGCGAGAUGCCGCAAAAAGCCGUUGAAUGGCACAAGAAGCUGCAACACCCUCAUUUAUCCGAACCGAACGACAUCCUACGAAUCUUCCAGUCAGCCAUCGCGCCUCGUCGUCAACCUAACAAAGAAGUCCACCACUCGAAGAACCAGCGCACGUCAACCGGGCUAUGGGUCUUCCAGAACAUUUGUCGCUCUACGAAAGGACAUCGGAUAUAUGGGCCCGUCAUUUCCACAUUGUUGCGCAACGGUCUCCAUGAAGAUCUGCCCCGGAUGCAUCAGGUCUUGGUGGCGCAGAACGACCAUCCCGAAACCUACGAAGACAUUCAACCGUUACUAGAAUAUGCAAAAGAAAAAUGGCCACCUUAUCGGCGCCAGAAACUCGAUGUUUACGUCGAAUCACGUUACCCCGAGCGGACGACUACGACCGCAGAUAGCCCCACUACGAAAGAAUCAGAAGCGGAGAAAGGAGCAGUGCGUGAAAAGAAACCUUUCAAGGAUGAACUUGGUGCGCGCCUUUUCGCGACCAAAGCCUUGAACUUUGAAAUGAUCCUUUCCGGACUGCGAAUGUUCGGCGUGCCGGCUAUUGGGCCGCAGACGCUUCGCGAGAUGGCCGUUCGGUCUCAUGGGGGGCAGGACAUACUAGAGAAACUCCGGCAGCUCCAAGCCGCGGGGAUUUCAGUUGCAGAUAGCGUAUUCACACGUCUUGUUCGCAAGCUAGCAAGCCAACAUCGCGAGGUCCUUCUGUCCGAUUUUCUCCGCAGCGACCAGCAUUUUGAGAUGCUGGAGGACGCCGCGGCGCAGGAAUCUCUACUGGUAUCCUACUACGUCGCUCGUGACUGGAGUCAGUACAACGUGACGCUGGCCAUCCUCGCCGAGAUCUCUCCAGAGGGGCCGGACCUCUCCAACAUUCACUUUCGGAAAUUCAUCGCGGCGGAUGAAUGGCACUUCGCCUCCAAGUUUGUCGAUGACAUGGCCCUGCGCGGCAGUUCCCUCUCCAAAGAGAGCGUCGAGUUCAUGGUGAAACACAUUCUCCCAGGCCGCCAACCGGGCCACCUACCACAGAAACUCCGCGGUCGCUCUCUCCCCAAGGACAUGGCCUUUGUCGUUCAGAAUCUGCAGCGCGCCGCUAAAUCGGGCACGCCGGUGUCAUCCGAACUCUGGAUUGAGAUGUUGAAGCGACAGGGCAUGAUCAAUCGCUGGUACGACCUCCGGGACUGCUGUCUAUGGCUAGCUCGUCAGUACUCGCCCGCGCCGAAGCACACCGUGGGCUCCGGCGUGAACCGCAGCGCCGCCAGCCCAACGUCGGACCCCCCAUCCAGCGCCCGCGACGACCGUCUUCUCCAGACGAUUUUCACCGGCCAAAUGCAGGCGGCGAUCGUGUCGUGGGGGUUCAAGAUGCGAAUCUCGCGCCAACCGGACAGGCCGUACGCGACCUUCCGACCGGACCAGGAAGAUCUCAUCCCCUGGGUACGCGGACUCGUCCUGCUCCGCGAACUGGAGCAGCACGGGGUGCAUUUACACGUGCGGGAGAUCCGGCAGACGUGUCGACAGCGCCUGAAGGUGAUCUUCGGACCGGCGAUACAGUCGAGUCGGCGCAUGAACCGCAUGCUGCGGCGCGAGAACCCUUACAAUCUGGAGCGGGUCAUCGGCGAUAUCAAUCGGGUCUGGGGCGAACCGUCGCUCUUCGGCGGCCGGGAACACGUGGAUCUGUUUCGAUUAGUGAAUCCUCCGAUCUCGAAGAUGUCCCUUCGCCGGAUGGGUCGGAGCGCUCGUCAGCGAAAGGCGGCUUCCAGGAGCCUGGAUGUAUAG